UAUGGAUGCGAAGGACAUCCAGGGAUUACCCAAAAAUUCCUUCCCACCUCUGGAGAAGAAGUCUCGACCUCAGAAAGAAUCUCAGAGAAAACCAGAUGGCAUUUCGCGGGAGGUGUAUGCGCUUACGGGUGGAUUGACAGCUCUUAUGCCUGCUGUUGAUUCGUCUCAAUUGAAAAAAAGGCCUCCAUCAAAUGAAAAGAUCACUUGGCAAUGGCUUCCUUUCACAAAUUCUGCUCGUAAAGAUGAUCUUCAGCUUUUCCAUUGGUGUGACUAUGUAUAUGGACCUUUCCUUAAUGAAGGCAGUGUGGCUUCAUUGUGA
This is a messenger RNA of Gastrolobium bilobum, 319 nucleotides long. Its product is annotated as SWR1-complex protein 4-like. Lineage: Eukaryota; Viridiplantae; Streptophyta; Magnoliopsida; Fabales; Fabaceae. The record is from RefSeq and is a predicted model, not a curated record. Gene Ontology annotation, biological process: DNA repair; chromatin remodeling; negative regulation of transcription by RNA polymerase II. Gene Ontology annotation, cellular component: Swr1 complex; NuA4 histone acetyltransferase complex. The transcript is spliced from 4 exons. Gene Ontology annotation, molecular function: transcription corepressor activity. The coding region runs from base 2 to 319 and encodes 105 amino acids.